Mya arenaria is the source of this 2858-nucleotide messenger RNA. RefSeq lists its product as uncharacterized. Gene Ontology annotation, molecular function: 2 iron, 2 sulfur cluster binding. The transcript is spliced from 21 exons. The record is from RefSeq and is a predicted model, not a curated record. Lineage: Eukaryota; Metazoa; Mollusca; Bivalvia; Myida; Myidae. The coding region runs from base 187 to 2280 and encodes 697 amino acids.
GGUAUGUUGGCAUUCGCAUCUCGACUUCGGACGUGAAUAGUUGCUCAUUUGGUUGGUCUUUUAAGACAUAUCCUUUGGGCGAAAAGGGAAUAUUGUCAAGUUAACAAACAUAUACAAAACACUCUUGUUUCAGUUACAUAAUUGCAAGAGGUCUUAAAAUUUAGAUAGGAAUUAAUCAUUUAUACAAUGAAAGUCUAUUCAGUCGUUGUUUUUCUUUGCGUCGCGUCGCUAGCUAGGGCGAUGACGCUGCGUUUGGAACUUGAAACCACCGCAUUGGAUGAUUUGGUCAAACCGUUUCUAGGACUGAAUGGCGAUUGGACCUGUUCAUCUGGAACAUGCAAGAAAUGCGAAACCGUGCAGGGUCGAACUGCCUGUGUCGUAGCUACAUCACCGGUUGCAAACACCAUUCAUAUCCAAGUGGUAGCCAGCGGCAUGGUCUUGUUCAAUGCUGACAUCAAGGAGAAGAACCCUGGCCAAAUUUGCAAAGAUACGUAUGGUUAUAAAGUUUGUCUACAAGCAACAAAAGUCGAUCUUCAGACGGGAAGCGCCUGCUUAGAGUUCUCUGUUACGGCUCAAGGUCAAAUACACAAAAUGCCGUAUGGUUGUUUUACGCUGAAGCAAAAGCCGGCUUCUUCUGAACUAGCGUUUCAAGUUAAGAAUUUCGCAGAAAAUAUGUUAGGACUGAAUGGCGAUUGGACCUGUUCAUCUGGAACAUGCAAGAAAUGCGAAACCCAGCAGGGUCAAACUGCCUGUGUCGUAGCUACAUCACCGGUUGCAAACACCAUUCAUAUCCAAGUGGAAACCAGCGGCAUGGUCUUGUUCAAUGCUGACAUCAAGGAGAAGAACCCUGGCCAAAUUUGCGAAGAUAUGUAUGGUUAUAAAGUUUGUCUACAAGCAACAAAAGUCGAUCUUCAGACGGGAAGCGCCUGCUUAGAGUUCUCUGUUACGGCUCAAGGUCAAAUACACAAAAUGCCGUAUGGUUGUUUUACGCUGAAGCAAAAGCCGGCUUCUUCAGAACUAGCGUUUCAAGUUAAGAAUUUCGCAGAAAAUAUGUUAGGACUGAAUGGCGAUUGGACCUGUUCAUCUGGAACAUGCAAGAAAUGCGAAACCCAACAGGGUCAAACUGCCUGUGUCGUAGCUACAUCACCGGUUGCAAACACCAUUCAUAUCCAAGUGGAAACCAGCGGCAUGGUCUUGUUCAAUGCUGACAUCAAGGAGAAGAACCCUGGCCAAAUUUGCGAAGAUAUGUAUGGUUAUAAAGUUUGUCUACAAGCAACAAAAGUCGAUCUUCAGACGGGAAGCGCCUGCUUAGAGUUCUCUGUUACGGCUCAAGGUCAAAUACACAAAAUGCCGUAUGGUUGUUUUACGCUGAAGCAAAAGCCGGCUUCUUCUGAACUAGCGUUUCAAGUUAAGAAUUUCGCAGAAAAUAUGUUAGGACUGAAUGGCGAUUGGACCUGUUCAUCUGGAACAUGCAAGAAAUGCGAAACCCAGCAGGGUCAAACUGCCUGUGUCGUAGCUACAUCACCGGUUGCAAACACCAUUCAUAUCCAAGUGGAAACCAGCGGCAUGGUCUUGUUCAAUGCUGACAUCAAGGAGAAGAACCCUGGCCAAAUUUGCGAAGAUAUGUAUGGUUAUAAAGUUUGUCUACAAGCAACAAAAGUCGAUCUUCAGACGGGAAGCGCCUGCUUAGAGUUCUCUGUUACGGCUCAAGGUCAAAUACACAAAAUGCCGUAUGGUUGUUUUACGCUGAAGCAAAAGCCGGUUUCUUCAGAACUUGUGUUUCAAGUUGAGAAUAACGCAGAAAAUAUGUUAGAUACUGAAGAAGAAGAAGUAGAAGAAGACUUUGAUAUACCAGUUGAGGAUGUUCUUGGCCUGUUCAGUGAGUUUGUGUGCAAACGAGGUUCAUGUACGAUAUGCAAACCGGUCGCUGGAAGAAAGGGCUGCAUUACAGCAACUUCGGCCCCAAAUUCCAUUAAUGUGAAGAUCGCCGUCAGCGGAUAUACACUUUUAACGGGGGAAAUUACAGGCACGAGCUCUGGGCCAUUUUGUCGAGCCAAAAUUCCGAGCGUACACGGGGUCACUGAUCUUUGCUUGAGUGCACGAAAUGUGAACAUAAAGGACCAUUCGGCUUGCUUGGAUCUGUCAGUGAAGGUCCACGGACGAAAGAAAAACAUGUCUGCCGGCUGCUUCAAGAUACCGACAACUAACGAUGCUGAAAAAUCCAAACUUGGGCCGUUGCUGAUGACAUUCCUUGAAAGCCUUGGGCGUGGUCAAAUGUGAAGAAAACACUCGAUCCAUCUUAUUUAAAUUUAUGGAUACUAUUUCUGGUAGUUAUAAAGCUUUGUCAAGAUUUAGAUUCAGUGCACAUCCUUUGGAGAUAGAAACUGGUAGAUACAACAAUAUUGUAAGAGGGAACAGAACAUGUAAAAUAUGUAAUACUAAUACGGUUGAAUCAGAGUACAACUGUGACCUGAGAACUAAAUUUAACCUGAAUAGGUCUUGUAAUACUAUAAAUAAACGUGUAGCCAUCAUGUCAAGUAAUAACAGGCGGAAUAUUAGAAAACAUUAAAAUUUAUAUUCAAUGCUAUGAAGAAACGUACUGAAGCUCUCGCUAUCUUUGCUUCUUGAUUUGUCGCAAUGUUUUGCUUUUUUAUUGAUAUCCAUAUACUUUGUAGAUACUCGUCAGAAAUAAAUAUGUUUUAUUGUUCUUCUGUGUGGCCACUUGUGUAUAUUUGAUACUGUUUGUGUUUGGCCAACGGCAUGUAUUUGCUGAUAUUGCCAAUAAAAUAAAACUAUAAAAAAUGUCUGCCAUAAAAUGUAUGCUAUUGAUUGUCUUUCAUUAAAUGAUUCAAACUUGC